Melospiza melodia melodia is the source of this 1461-nucleotide messenger RNA. RefSeq names its product low affinity immunoglobulin gamma Fc region receptor II-like. The record is from RefSeq and is a predicted model, not a curated record. Gene Ontology annotation, molecular function: transmembrane signaling receptor activity. Gene Ontology annotation, biological process: cell surface receptor signaling pathway. Gene Ontology annotation, cellular component: plasma membrane. Lineage: Eukaryota; Metazoa; Chordata; Aves; Passeriformes; Passerellidae.
AUGGCCGGGAAGGUGGCGCUGCUCCUGUGGGCCCAGACCCUCAGCCUCGCUGGUGCCCAGACCACCCAACUCCUGGUGGAGCCCCCCUGGAGGCCAGCAGUGCUGUGGGACCAGGUGACACUGACCUGCCAGGGCUCGGGGACUGCUGGUGCCACCACCUGGUACAAGGACGGGCAGUGUUGGUGGCAGGAGGGACAGGACCGCCUCACUGUCACCAAGAGUGGCACCUACACAUGUGACAGACCAGGCACUGGGCGCAGCCCCCCCUUGACAGACGUAGAUGACCAGCUGGUGCUGCAGGUGCCAGCGCGGUCACUGCUGAAGGGGGACACCUUGACACUGCGCUGCCGGUGCCGGCAGGACAACCAUCUCACCAGGGUGCGAUUUUACCGGGAGGAGAAUGAUCUCAGCAGGUCCCUCAAGGGAAACAAGCUGUCCCUUUCACCUCUGCAGCUGCACCACAGCGGCCGCUACCAAUGUGAGGGCGUGGUGGGGUCCUGGCAGUCACGGUCAGCACCAGUGACAGUGACAGUGCAUGGGGUCCCGCCCUCGGGGGUGUCCCUGUCAGUGCAGCCCCCUGGGGGGCAGGUGACACUCAGGGACAGCCUGGUGCUGAGCUGUGCGGUGGCCGCGGGGACAGGUCCCCUGUCCUUCUACUGGCACCGGGAAGGCUCAGGGGCACUGCUGGGCACCGGCCCCCACCAGGAGCUGUGCCACGUUGGGGACAAUGACAGCGGCCAGUACCGGUGCCGGGUCAGUGACGGGAACAGCGUGGCCGAGAGUGACCCCCUGAAUGUCACCGUCCUGGUGCCCGUGGCCAUUGCCACCAUCACUCCCAGCCCCCUAGCACACCAGGUGCAUGCAGGUGAUGCUGUGACCCUGCGCUGCUCAGUGCAGGUGGGCUCAGCCCCUGUCACCUUCACCUGGCUGCACAAUGGGCAGGAGGUGGCCCGGGGUCCCCUCUUGGAUCUCGGGGACAUCGAUGUGGGACAUUCGGGCACCUACCAGUGCGUGGCCACCAACCAGCUGGGACAGGACGGGCACCGCGUGUUCCGGGCUCUCAGCACUGAGUUGGCCCUGGAGGUGACACCUGGCUCACCCUGGGUCACAGCAGUGGCUGUGAAUGUCAGCAGGACCCUCCUGUUCCUGCUCCUGCUCCUGGCUGUCAUCGGGGGCUGUCACUGGUGGCACCGCCAGGCUCUCAGGAAAUCCCAGGACAGGGCCCCCACAGGUAUGCCCCAGCCCUGCCCCACCUCGGGAUCCACAAGUGACCAACGUGGAGCUGUCGGGUCCCCACGAGGCACAACAGGACCCCCGACUACGAUGACGUGCUGUGAUAUGGGGGGAAAUGGGGGCAUCGAUUCCCCUCAGGGGUCUCUUCUUCCUCUUCACAGCACCCCACAGGGCUCCUCAUUUACCCUUCCAGUGCUGAGGGAGCAGACAACGUUAUUGAACCCCUAG